Messenger RNA from Aspergillus wentii DTO 134E9, 890 nucleotides. Its product is annotated as Zn(II)2Cys6 transcription factor domain-containing protein. The coding region runs from base 266 to 841 and encodes 191 amino acids. NCBI's taxonomy places the organism in Eukaryota, Fungi, Ascomycota, Eurotiomycetes, Eurotiales, Aspergillaceae. Gene Ontology annotation, molecular function: DNA-binding transcription factor activity, RNA polymerase II-specific; zinc ion binding. Gene Ontology annotation, biological process: regulation of DNA-templated transcription. The record is from RefSeq and is a predicted model, not a curated record. The transcript is spliced from 5 exons.
GCUCUUCCAACAUUCUUUCCUGAAUUUUCAUGGUGGCUAUUUGAUUAGAUCUCAUUUCCCCGCGGCGUGUCAUUCACGGAACUCGGCAAGUGGAUGGAUGCUCUUGACUUUCAAAGCUUGGAUAACUACUACAAUUGAAUGAUUUUAUCAUUCAAGUCAAGAUCCAACGACUCGUCAAAAUAUAUAGGUAUCCCAAAGAGACAACUAAUCUCUUGAAACCACAUUUUGCUGGGGCUCAUAAGAUCCAGCAGCCAUUCUCAUAAAUAUGUCAUCUGAGCUCAGUCCUAUAUCAUGCGAAUCAUGCAGACAAAAGAAGUGCAAGUGUGAUCGAGUCCUUCCCUUCUGUACACAAUGCAACACGGAUCCAUCAAGAUGCACGUAUCCAGAAAGUGGCAAACGGGGCCUACCCCUUGGCUAUCUAACCCAGCUUGAACACCGACUCGAAGAAACAGAAGCGGUUCUUUUCUCUACCUUAUCCACUCUCCAUUCUAUCAAUCCCUCUUUUGCACCUUCAGACACACACAUCCCGCCGGAUCGAAGGGAGAAUAAUACCAAACCGGCCAAGAUGGACGAAUGGAGACGUUUGCCACUGACUUCGCGAAAAGUGGACUUGAUGCGGUGGUGGGAAGAAAAGGGUGGUGAUAGCUCUAGUAUUCGCUUUGGAGAAAGCCAUGAAGGGCUAUCUGGGGAGAGUUCGUCUCAUAAUCUUCGCGUUGAAGGAGAAUAUGUCGGUCUGGAUGAAAGACAGGGGCAGGAUGGAUCUGCAAGUCUUGUGCCUAUGGGAGAUAUUGGGGGCAAAGCAGAAGAGUUGGCGAAGAUGGAGUCGACGAUUUAUUUUUGAUUAUAUCUCAAUAAUAAUAAACUCAUCGUGUUUAGAUUUCUGAAGGGGG